This is a messenger RNA of Funneliformis caledonium, 1614 nucleotides long. Lineage: Eukaryota; Fungi; Glomeromycota; Glomeromycetes; Glomerales; Glomeraceae. The record is from the annotation of a GenBank genome assembly.
AUGUCGAUAGUAACCGAUUUGCUUUCUUCUUUCGCAACAGUCUUGCUAAUACAAACGGGAAUUUUCUUCUUGAUAAAAUUUCUCUUUCAAAAUAAUAAACUAUACAUUCCCAAUAAAAAAAAAUUACUACCACACCCUCCAACGUUCCCAAUUGUAGGGAAUUUAUUACAAUUAAAAGUUCGACCAUUAGAAAAGCUAAAUCAAUGGAAUAUAAAAUAUGGACCAAUUUAUAGUAUCAAAUUAGGACAAAAAUAUAUUAUAUUAUUAAAUAAUCACGAAGUGGUGAAUGAUUUGAUAGUGAAACGGGGUUCAAAGUAUUCUUCAAAAUACAACUUUAGCAAUUUAAAUACGAUAUUGAUUAAAAGCAAUUCGACCGCUUUCACUCCUUAUGGGAAUCAAUGGAAAAGAGAUAGAUCUAUUGCCUAUGGCGCUCUCACUUCUCGUCCCAUUAAAUCUUAUUAUAAUUACAUCUUAAAAGAUUCGGAUCAACUUAUUAAAGCUUUAAUGAUGAAACAUGGUCAACCCAUUUAUCCUUUACAAAUAAUUAAAAGUUUUAUUUUAACAAACAUGUUAAAUAUUUUGUUUGGCGCACAGAUAAAGGGGAAUGAUGACCCUUUCUUAAAGGAUGUUAUGAAGGUCAUGGAUGGUAUUGCCGAAUUCUCUUAUCCCACAAGCAUCCUUAACGAUCUCAUGCCCAUCUUGAAGUACGUAUAUAAACCAAGUAAUGAGAAGGCAAUAAAAGUGUAUCAACAAAUGGAAAACAUAUUUUCAUCAAAAUAUGAUGAUUUCCUAAAUGACUACACGCAAGGUAAGACCCUUCCACCAAGUUUCCUUUCACAUAUCCAGGAGGAAAUCGAUGAAAAAGGAAAAAAUUCGAUGGAAUUUGAGGAUGUAUGGCAAAUGUUGGUAGGUUUGCUCAAUGGUGCGAUGGAAACCGAAGUGAAUACAUUGAUGUGGACCGUGGCAUGUUUAGCCAAUAAUCCGGGUGUACAAGAAGAAGCGUUUAAAGAAAUAGAUAGUGCAUGUGAUAAAAACAUGCCUACGAUGGAAGAUGAACUUGAUUUACCAUAUAUUAAUGCUAUCAUCAAUGAAACCUUGAGAUAUAGACCACCAAAUGCUUUUGGUAUGAUUCAUCUGUCCAGUGAAGAUGAUGAUUAUAAUGGAUAUUUUAUACCAAAAGGAACUCCUAUAUUAUUAAAUUUAUUUGCCAUCAAUCAUAAUGAAAGAAGAUUUAUCGCUCCUGAUAGAUUCCGUCCUUCUCGAUUUUUGUCAAAUUCUUCAACUGGUUCAGUUAAAACUAAAAGUAUUUUAUUACCUCAAUUUGAAUAUGAUCCUUCUGCUAUUGAAAAGAAAAGGAAGUCAUUAUUUGGUAUAUUGAAAAACAAUAGCCCUUCGUUAACUAAUAAUACUAUGCCUAUGCAUAUGAGUUUUGGUGCCGGAAGACGUUUUUGUAUCGGUCAACAUUUGGCUCAAAAACAAUUAUUCCUUGCUCUUGCUCGUAUACUUUGGGCUUUCGAAAUCAAACCAGAUGUUAGUAAUGAUGGCUCUAUUUCAGAGAUUAAUUUAAAUGAUGGAAACGUUUCUUUAACUUCUUAUUCUCCUUCCCCUUAUAAU